This is a messenger RNA of Manihot esculenta (cassava), 1590 nucleotides long. RefSeq lists its product as uncharacterized. The coding region runs from base 1 to 1590 and encodes 529 amino acids. The transcript is spliced from 2 exons. Lineage: Eukaryota; Viridiplantae; Streptophyta; Magnoliopsida; Malpighiales; Euphorbiaceae. The record is from RefSeq and is a predicted model, not a curated record.
AUGAGUACCAAUCGACAGUGGAUGUAUAAUAGGCUCAAGGAUGGGUUGUUGAAUAUCGAAUUUUUAAACGGUUUAGAGGAGUUCAUACAAUUUGCUUUAACCCAUCCUGAACGUAUGGAUGGCAUGAAUAUAAGAUGUCCUUGUAGUAUGAGAAGGUGUUCGAAUCGCAAAUUCCUAAGUGUGGACGAUGUACGAUAUCAUGUGAUGAAAAAUGGUUUCGUCCCUAAUUACUAUAGGUGGACAUCACAUGGUGAAUGUUGGGAUGAUCAAGGAAACACUAGUGUGCAAUUGUCUGAUACUAUCAUGGAAAAUAAUUUUCGAUCUGAGGCUAAUGGCCGAUACCAUGAAAUGGUACUUGAAGGGUUUGGUUUACCACCUCAAAUUGAAUCCAUGGAGGAGGCACCUAAUGCCGAGGCACAAAAGUUGUAUGAAAUGUUACAAGCAGCAAAUGAAGAGUUAUGGCCAGGAUGCAAUAAGCACACAAAACUGUCUACUGUGGCACGUUUGAUGAACAUGAAAUUGGAACAUCAUUUUUCUGUAAAAUGUUUUGAUCAGAUUAUUGAGUUUGUGAAAGAAGUUCUACCUGAAGAUAAUGUGCUUCCAGAUAAUUUUUACAAAACAAAAAAGUUAAUUGAGGGUUUGGGUCUACCAGUGGAAAAGAUUGAUUGUUGCAGAAAUAAUUGCAUGAUAUAUUGGUCUGGUGAUGGUGAGUUACAAGAAUGCAAAUUUUGCCAGCUUCCUAGAUAUAAACGCACGGUAAACAGCUUGACAAAGCAAGUUGUCCAGAAACCAUAUAAGAAGAUGUAUUACUUUCCUCUCACUCCAAGGUUACAACGACUUUAUGCAUCAGACGCAACAGCACCCCAUAUGAGAUGGCAUGCUGAACAUGAAUAUGAGGAAGGGGUCAUGCAUCAUCCAUCUGAUUCUCCUGCAUGGAAACACUUCAAUGCAUGUUAUCCAUUAUUUGGAUUAGAGAUAAGGAAUGUGAUGCUUGGAUUGUCUACUGACGGAUUCCAACCAUUUGGACAAUCUGGCCAACAGUACUCCUCUUGGCCCAUCAUUCUGACACCGUAUAAUCUUCCGCCAUGGCUGUGUAUGAAGUCAGAAUAUAUGUUUCUCACUGUUAUAGUUUCGGGCCCAAAUAAUCCUAAAUUUAAAAUUGAUAUAUUCUUGCAACCCUUAAUCGAAGAACUAAAACAAUUAUGGAACAUGGGGGUUGAGACAUAUGAUGUGGAUAAGAAGCAAAAUUUUCUCAUGCGGGAAAAUUAUCUGAAGCUAAAAGAACAACAUUCAAGCCAGUAUGUGGGAUCAGAUCAUGUGGAAGGAGAUGGAGGAACUAUUAAUGAGGAUCAAUUGUUCAUUACUGCAGCAGGAGGAUGGCAAGGAAGUCGAGUUUAUGGUUUAGGUAGUGCUGCCUCUUCUGCCUUCUUUCAAAUAGGAACUGGGGGAACAUCAACAAAUGUUCCAUCAUCCCAAUCACCAGAAUGGAAGAAGGAAAUUGAAGCAAAGUUUAAAGAGAAGUAUAAUAGUUUGCAGAAACUUGUAGAAGACCAAAAUCAGAUGAUAGCUCAAAUGCUUGAUGAACUAUAG